This is a messenger RNA of Epithele typhae, 1179 nucleotides long. RefSeq lists its product as uncharacterized. The coding region runs from base 1 to 1179 and encodes 392 amino acids. The record is from RefSeq and is a predicted model, not a curated record. NCBI's taxonomy places the organism in Eukaryota, Fungi, Basidiomycota, Agaricomycetes, Polyporales, Epitheliaceae. The transcript is spliced from 10 exons.
AUGGUUGACGACAUCCCCGCCGCGUCUCUUGAUGCCUUGCACGAUCUCUCGGUGGUUCGCUACAUGAGCGCCGCGGGCCUCGUCGUCCUUCUCUACGACCAUCUCCUCACCUUCCCCGACGAGGUCGAGCUCAUCUGGCCCGCACCCGCGACAUACGCCAAGUACAUGUUCCUCCUCAAUCGGUACGGCGUACUAGGCACUCUCCUUGCCACCGCCUAUGCGAUGUGCGGUUUCGUCCACACGACGUUCACCGACCAGGAGUUCAUCUUCACAUGCUCGAUGGUAUCCAUCAUCUCCAUCGGUAUCGCGAACCUGCUCAUCCUCCAGCGCGUCGUCAUUCUCUGGGAGCACCGUCCGAUCGUGCUCAAAAUUAUGACCGCGGGCUUCUUCCUGAGCUUCACCGCGCAAGUGGUCUGCAUGAUCGUCACGCUCCUUGAUCUUCUCCCGGUCAUCUCGUGGUCGGACGUCGCGGGGAUGUGUAUCGCGACGCGCUCGUCGCAUAUAUUUGUGGUCGUUUGGGCCGCGCCGCUCGUCUUCGAGGCGUUCGUGCUGGGCUCGACUGCGCUGAACGCGCUCGACCGCCCAACGACAACAGACAGGCCUAUCAUCAAGGCCCUGCACUCCGACGGUCUCAGUUUCUUCCUCGCCAUCACAUCGCUCCGCGUCACGAACCUCGUACUCGCCUCCCUUUCCCGCCCGUCCUUCACCUUCCUCGGCGUAUUCUUCAUCUGGGCCGCGACGACCACCGUGCUCGCCCGCCUCCUCCUCCGCCUCCGCCGCACCGAAGUCUCUCCACCCCCCUACCUCGCGCCCUCGUCCGACCCCGACGCCCUCGACUCGGACCCGGACGCCGCCGCCUCGCCCGACUCCCCGACGUGGUCCUGGGACCCACGCCGGCGCUCGCGCGCGCUCUCGCCCUUCGGCCUCGCCCCGCUCCUCCGCCCGCUCUCGUCCGGCUCGUCGCACUCCUCUUCCGCGCCCUCGCCCUCGUCUCCGCUCGACGCCGGUGCGAAGCACCAGCGCGCGCAGUCGGACGGCGCGUGGCGCCUGGAGUGGGCGCCGCCCCAGCUCGCGCUCGCGCCGGUGGUGGAGGAGGGCCCGGAGGCGCCCGCGCCCGCGUACGUGUACCACUAUCGGAGGCGGCAGCACGACCCGACGGUGCGCCCUUGGGACGUGUGA